Molecule: messenger RNA, 1238 nt
Organism: Gryllus bimaculatus (two-spotted cricket)
Lineage: Eukaryota; Metazoa; Arthropoda; Insecta; Orthoptera; Gryllidae
Source: the annotation of a GenBank genome assembly
ACAAGUUCCUUGACGGACGGCGUGUAGGCGUUCGAGCAUCGAAGGGAGGAAAUACAUGGCGUGUGGGAACGCCGUCGAUUAGGGUAUCGGUGUACUUCGAGCUGCAGAACUAGCAAUCUCGUUUAAAGUAGUACAUUUCACAUUACACAGAUGUGGCGUAAGCAUCUAUUUGUUGCUGUACGAACAGCGCGCCGCAACCUACCUCAACUGCUCAAAAAAUUUCCCUGCUUUCCCUUGACAAUUGCUCUAAGGUGUGCUCCGAGCGAGGAUGGCGCGAGUACAACGAGAACACGCCGCUGCGCGACAACUGGAACCUGUGGUGGCGCACCAACGGCUUCCCUUCCUCCACCUACAAGUCGCUCAAGAUGUGGCAGUUCACAAAUCACAUUCCAAAAGCGUCUUCCAUCUGCCGCAAGGAUACGUUGGCGCGCUAUUUGCGAUGCAUGCGAAAGGUUUACGGAAGCGUCUACGAUUUCAGUCCUUCGGUGUACAACCUCCCCCUGGAGUACAACAAGCUGGUGGCCGAGUGCUCGCGAAACCGCACGACGGCGCACGAGGACGACGACGUGUGGAUCUGCAAGCCCGUCGGCCUCAGCCAGGGGCGCGGCAUCUACCUCUUCCGGAGAUUGAGCGAACUCACGUACGACACCAACACGAUCGUGCAGCGCUACAUCCGCAACCCGCUGCUGAUCGGCGGCUACAAGUGCGACCUGCGGCUGUACGUGUGCGUCACGUCCUACCACCCGCUCGCCAUCUACUUGUACCGCGAGGGCCUGGUGCGCUUCUCCACCGACAAGUUCAGCCUCAACGACCUCGACAACCCCUUCUGCCACCUCACCAACUGCUCGCUCAACAAGAUGGGGCCGGGCUACUUCGAGAAAAAAGAUCGCGUCGGCUCAGUCGGGCAUGGAGGACUGGCUGCUGUGGCAGCGCGUGGCGGCCAUCGUGGUGCUGACGGUGCUGACGCAGGUGCCCUUCAUCCCCAACUCGCCCAACUGCUUCGAGUGAACCUGAGCCCGGCGCUGGGCAACGACUGCGACGUGGACCCGGCGGUGAAGAAGCCCAUGCUGCACGACCUGUUCGACCUGCUGGGGCUGCCGGUGCGCAACACGGGGCUGUCGCUCUUCACCAUGUGGGACAGCCCGGCGGCGCCGCAGCCGGCCGCGCUCACGCAGCGCGCCGCGGGCAGCCGGCCCCCGCGCGGCGCGCAGGCCGCCGGCGACCCCACGCUGGCCGUG